Molecule: messenger RNA, 834 nt
Organism: Cydia amplana
Lineage: Eukaryota; Metazoa; Arthropoda; Insecta; Lepidoptera; Tortricidae
Product: E3 SUMO-protein ligase ZBED1
Exons: 2
Coding region: 1-834 (277 amino acids)
Molecular function (GO): protein dimerization activity
Source: RefSeq, a predicted model, not a curated record
AUGACAAUCAAAUUAAAGCAGGAUGUACAAACCCGAUGGAAUUCAACGUUUUAUAUGUUUGAAAGACUUUUGAGAGUAAAAGUGCAAUUGUCCGCGACAUUAUCUAUUUUAGACUCUCCUCCACCCAACUUAGAAGCAGCCCAGUGGCAAAUCCUAGAAGACUCCGUAGCCAUUUUGCAGCCUUUCGAAAAAAUUACAGCUGUGCUGUCUGCGGAAUCAUAUCCUACCCUAUCUUGCAUAAUACCAUUAGUACGGGGGCUACAAAACUCGCUAAACAAAAGGACCCCGAUCACCGAUGCCGGCAAGCACCUACAACGGGCUUUAUUAGAAGUGGUAGACAAGCGAUUAAGUGUUUACAAAUCCAACAGAACUGCGGCAAAAGCAACCCUCCUCGACCCGCGCUUCAAAAAGAAGGCUUUCGGCCUUGAUAGCACGGCUGAAAAUGCAGUAAAGCACGUAACCGAAGAAUUGGCGUACUACAUUACCCACGAGCCAGAUUACGUCCUAACUGAGCCACCAGUAGCAGACACGAGUACCACCAAUGUACCACCACUUAGCAACGCCGACGAGAUCUGGGAGGACUUUGACAAAAAGUUAACGGAGAGCGUUAUGCAGCAAACUCCGAUCUCGUCGGCAACAACUUUGCUGAAGCAAUAUUUAGACUUGCCGUAUCUGGACAGAAAACAAGAUCCUCUGCAAUUCUGGGCAGAGCGGCAGCAACUUUUUCCAAGCCUCAGUCAAAUGGCGUUUAAAUAUUUGUGCAUACCAGCUUCCUCGGUGCCAUCUGAAAGACUUUUUUCUAAAGCCGGUUUGUCCAUAAUUAAGUACGUAUAA